CACCGCGCGUGCUGUCGUCAUCAAUCAAGAACAGGAACUCGCCUGUCACUUUAUCCAACUUUAUAUUUGUGUUGGAGUGUCUUCGUCACGCGCUUCAAAAACAGGAAUUUAUCUACCAUGACAUCGUUAAGACUUUCUCUUCUGUUUCUGGCACUGUGGACUGUUUCUUUAGCCGACAAUGGCGAACAACAGAAUCGUGACGAACCUGAGCCCACCACCAACACCACUAAUUCACCCGCAGAAAAAACUGACAUUAUCAUCAGCAAAACAGCCGAGUCUCAUGUAACAAUCCGCGCCACCGCCGGCCCUAAAGCAAAAACCCCCGACUCGGACGAUCAUGAAAUGAUUCAGAGAGCUCUGUAUGUUCUCAUCGGCAUCACGGCCAUCGGAGUCCUGUACUUCUUAAUGAGAGCUGUCCGUAUGAAGAAAAAAACUGUUCAGAGAAAGAAAUAUGGUCUACUGUCAAACUAUGAUGACACAAUGGAGAUGGGCCAUUUGGAAAGCGAUGAAGAUGACAACACUGUUUAUGAAGCACAAUCCCUGAGAAGAUGAGUCUCUGGGAGUAUUUCAUGCUUUAAGACAGAAGAAUGUGAUGAAGACAAUCCCAUUAUUUCCACUCAGUUGGUUGUUGGAUGUUGUCAUAUUCAACAGCCGUAAGAGGAUCCAGUCCGAAUACCCGGAUGCUUUUUUCCAGAAAUUUGUGGGAUCUUUAUAUACUGUACUGAUGUGACCAAAUAGAUCUUCUUGGAAAUUACAAAGAAAGUCAUGCUUUUUGUUUUGGUGUGGGUUAUUAGAGGAUCAAUUUAUUUCGGGAUGUUUUGUGCCAAAGCUACUAAUGCAUAAUGUUUUUAGGGGUCUUGGCUGUUAAAAAUUUACUUUGUAAACAUCCGCCCCUUAUUUUCAAAUACAAACCCUACACAGCCUGACAGAUGUCUAAUUUAUAAGACUGUAAUGUUGUUUGGACUUUGUGCAUUUCCUAUUGUUUUAGAUGUACAAAAAGUUAUUUUAAAAAUGUUUUUCUUUACUCUCAACUCUUUCUUUUCAUGCUACAAAAUGCACUAUACUUGAUAUUGAUUUCAGAUGUGACUUUUGAAAAAUGUGCUAAGUUGACAGAUUUAUUUUGUAUGACUUGUUUGCCAAAUACCAGCAUAUAUAGGGGAUGCACUUUGAUUUUUAGGGUUUGAGGGUUUAGUUGUUUCUCUUAAACGAGAGAAACUAGCAGAAACAUAGCAUCAGCUAGUCAUAAUAAUUUGUGACAAUCAAGGCAACACUCCUGACCAAAAUUUCAUCAUAUCCAUUUCAAUUUUUUGUUUUUAAAAACUAAACAUUCCCAUAUUCUUCAUUUAGAUUCCAAUGUAUUUAUUUUUCAGCACAUAAAAGCUACAGUUAUUAUUAAUAGGAUUAUGGCAAGUGAGGUCUCACUGUAAAACUGCUGUUUUUUCAACCAACAAGUUUUUUAGGAAAUGCAUUGUAAGUAAUUGUGCGAAGGUGGCAGGCUUUUCAAUUCAGCAAGUAUACAUGGGUCAGUCGCAGCACUGUCACUUUCAUAUCUUGAAAAUCAUGAGGCUUGUUAUUGUACAGAGAGAUGCAUUGAUGAUAAGGCUUUCCUUAUACCUAAUAAAUACUGGAGGGUUUACUGAAUUUUCUGAUGCAUGAAGUAUUGCUGUAUCAAUACGUCUUGUGUUUCUGAAUUGUGCCUUCUAUUGACAUUUGUCUCUGUUUUUGUAAUCAAAUUUGAUUGCGAUCUUUUGUAAUUUAUUAAAUUCAACUAUGCUCUCUA
This is a messenger RNA of Paramisgurnus dabryanus, 1780 nucleotides long. RefSeq names its product family with sequence similarity 174 member C (gene fam174c). The record is from RefSeq and is a predicted model, not a curated record. Gene Ontology annotation, cellular component: extracellular region. NCBI's taxonomy places the organism in Eukaryota, Metazoa, Chordata, Actinopteri, Cypriniformes, Cobitidae.